AGUGGGUGAGUGGGGUGGCCCCUUCCUGGGACUGGAGUCUCCCGGCAGGGACAGGACCAACGUCCAGUAGGAGCCAGAUUCACCAUGAUUGAAGACAAGGAGAACAAAGAGCAUUCUUCAGAAAGGGGGAGAGUGGCCCUCAUUUUUUCCUUAAAGAAUGAAGUUGGAGGACUCAUAAAAGCACUGAAAAUCUUCCAGGAGAACCACGUGAACCUGUUACAUAUUGAGUCCCGGAAAUCAAAUCGAAGAAACUCAGAGUUGGAGAUUUUUGUUGACUGCGACAUCACCAGAGAACAGCUGAAUGACAUCUUUCCCCUGCUGGAGUCCCACACCACUCUCCUCUCUGUGGACUCCCCGGGUCAGCUCACUGUGAAGGAAGACGUUAUGGAGACUGUUCCUUGGUUUCCAAAGAAGAUUUCUGACCUGGACUUCUGUGCCAACAGAGUGCUGAUGUACGGAUCUGAACUCGACGCGGACCAUCCUGGCUUCAAAGACAAUGUCUACCGUAGAAGACGGAAGUAUUUUGCAGAGUUGGCUAUGAACUACAAACAUGGGGACCCCAUUCCCAAGAUUGAAUUCACAGAAGAAGAGAUUAAGACCUGGGGAACCAUCUUCCGAGAGCUGAACAAACUCUACCCGACCCAUGCCUGCAGGGAGUACCUCAGAAACCUUCCUCUGCUCUCCAAACACUGUGGCUAUCGGGAAGACAACAUCCCGCAACUGGAGGAUGUCUCCAACUUUUUAAAAGCAUGUACAGGGUUUUCCAUCCGUCCUGUGGCUGGUUACCUCUCACCAAGAGAUUUCCUGUCAGGGUUAGCCUUCCGAGUCUUUCACUGCACGCAGUAUGUGAGACACAGUUCAGAUCCCCUCUAUACUCCAGAGCCAGAUACCUGCCAUGAACUCUUAGGUCAUGUUCCUCUCUUGGCUGAACCCAGUUUUGCUCAAUUCUCCCAAGAAAUUGGCCUGGCUUCCCUUGGAGCUUCAGAGGAGACUGUUCAAAAACUGGCAACGUGCUACUUUUUCACUGUGGAGUUUGGUCUGUGCAAACAAGAUGGACAGCUGAGAGUCUUCGGUGCCGGCUUGCUUUCUUCCAUCAGUGAGCUCAAACAUGCGCUUUCUGGACAUGCCAAAGUUAAGCCCUUUGAUCCCAAGGUUGCCUGCAAGCAGGAAUGUCUCAUCACAACCUUCCAGGAUGUUUACUUUGUGUCUGAGAGCUUUGAAGAUGCAAAGGAGAAGAUGAGAGAAUUUACCAAAACUGUAAAGCGCCCAUUUGGAGUGAAGUACAAUCCGUACACUCAGAGUGUUCAGGUUCUGCGAGACGCCAAGAGCAUAGCCAGCGCUGUGAAUGAGUUGCGGUAUGACCUCGAUGUCGUCAGUGAUGCCCUCACUAAGGUCAGCAGGCAGCCCAGUGUGUGA
Molecule: messenger RNA, 1416 nt
Organism: Peromyscus maniculatus bairdii (prairie deer mouse)
Lineage: Eukaryota; Metazoa; Chordata; Mammalia; Rodentia; Cricetidae
Gene: Tph1
Product: tryptophan hydroxylase 1
Biological process (GO): aromatic amino acid metabolic process; serotonin biosynthetic process
Cellular component (GO): neuron projection
Molecular function (GO): tryptophan 5-monooxygenase activity; iron ion binding
Source: RefSeq, a predicted model, not a curated record